This is a messenger RNA of Arctia plantaginis, 4617 nucleotides long. Lineage: Eukaryota; Metazoa; Arthropoda; Insecta; Lepidoptera; Erebidae. The record is from the annotation of a GenBank genome assembly.
AUGACAAACGUCGCUUGAAAUGCAACAUUCCUUGAGCCCCAUCUUCAGGGAGUAAGACGACGUGACAGCAGGAGCUCAGACUCCGAUCACGAUGAACGUUCCACGGAGGACGACGAGCGCUGCUUGCUGCGAAGCUCGCCACGUACGAGAUUGCCACCACCGCCUCCACCCCCGCCGGAUGACGACCCACCUCCAUUGAAACCGAGAGAGUUUUUUGAAAGACUGCAAUCGCAAGCUAUGAGGGAAGCCCAAGAAAAAAAAAGAACAAGAGAAUUGUCAAUCAAAGACUCGCUGUUCAGACCUGUCGACGCUGAUGGCAGUUGUGAAGACAGUCUCAGUCAGAGUCGAGAAAGUCUAUCAUCAGACGGCGAAGGGGCGCGUGGCGACUGUUCUUCCGUUGAUUCGUCAGGGUCAGCAUCGGAAGAGCAACCACCAUGCGACAUAGGACUCCUAGAAAGACUAAUCAGGACGCACCCUGUGUGGUUCCUGCCUGGUAUUCAAAGAGCCGGUGCCUUCCAUCUUCUCCAGGGAAAAGAGGAAGGGAAUUUUGUAGUACGUCAAUCAAGCCAACCGGAUACAAUGGCUAUAAGUGUACGUCUACCAGCCGACAAGGGCCCCUACAUUGAACAUUACCUGAUACAGGCGUCUGGAGGGCGCAUUGGGCUCGAAACGUCUCACAAUCGCUUCGACAAUAUACCUGAACUAAUCGCUCAUUAUUCACAAUGCUGUGAUGAGCUCCCAGUGCAACUGCAACUGCCUCGUCCGCUUCGUGAAGCCAAGAGUCGACACCAACUCAGCUCGCUAGCCAUGUUAGGCCAGGAGUUCUGGGGAUACCCCAUGGCAAACCCGAAGAACAAUCCGAACAAUCUUCUUUCUCCAUGUCAGUUGGCCAAUGGCGUAGUUCCAAUGGCUGUUACUCCUUCUGACACUGGAUCUAGUCUUAGUAGUUUUAAUACGAGUACCCGGACAGACUCCCGUGAACAUAUUCUCAGCCCAGAUAAAGAUCAAAAUGUAGUGCUUAAAAUGUCACCGAUAGAUAGCUCAGGUUCCCCACCGAUUCAAAACCAAAACCUCAGCACCUUCAAAGGAAAAACAGCUCCGUCACCACCAGCAAAACCUAACAGUGCAUUUAUCAGGGCGCCUAGACCUACCCCACCAAAUACUUUAAAUCUCAUGUCUAGUACUGCGCAUAUAACACAACCUCAUUCAUUUCCAACAACCAACACGCACCAUUCUCCCACUCAUUUAAACAAUAUUAAAACUACCCCACCUCCACCGCCUCCACGAUGGGCCAAACCACCUUUCUCUAAGCCUUCUCUAUCACCUAAAUCUGAUGCUGUAGCUUUCAGUCCUAUUAACAAAGCUUCACAGAAUGGAAACAUAACUGUUACCACAACCGUUACAUUCUGUGUCAAUAACACACAAAUUCACAAUCAUCAAAUCAAUGAGAGCAUCCAAAGCGACAGGUUGCAACUAACACUUGCGUCUAACGCCAUGAAUAACAACAAUAGCGCAGACUCUGUUUUUGGGGCCAUGGAUACGACGAAAAACAUGUCAGAUUCUAAUACUGAAUCACAGAACAUGAUGCACCGUAUGUCGCCAGAAGGGGAGUGCAUCAAUGCCAUGACGGCUAGUUUGCACGGGAGCUUCAAACGUCAAAUGACCGAGCAGAAUAAUGUAGAACCUGGAUCACCAGUAGAACAAUCUCAAACAAAUACAUCCGAUUCAGUGGAUCCAAUCGUUAACAGUUUAACUAAGUCAAGCACUUUUGUCCCAAAUCAUUUGGUAUCACCAAAUGGAACGAACUCGGUUACUAGCGGGAUUUUUUCCCCUACAAGUCAAAUAAACUCUCCUGUAUCUAACGACACAAUUUCUUCUAAAAGCGGUGUUUUUUCUCCUCUAAGUCAAACUAACAAAAGUGAGCUCUUUUCACCGGUGUCUAGAAGUUCUCCUAUAUCAGGAAAAAAUGUUUUUUCACCAUCUUCUAAUCAAUCGAUUAUAUCGCCUAUGAUGGGAAAAGACAGAGAUAAAGUUCUGUCUCCAAAUACAAAUACAGCAAGUACUACACCGUCUGGUAGAUCGAGAAGGAGUAAGCACUCCCACCGAAAGGAGUCCAGACAUUACCAGGAAUCAGAUAUACUUGAAUCUCCAGGGGUGUAUUGCAGAAGUUAUUUGAUGGACAAAGUAUCAGAUUACGAAGAUAUUUGGGGACCAGAAAGCAAUAGUUGCUCUACAUUUAAACCAUUGAAACCCGAAAAUGAAAACAACAUACACAAUGGGUUAAUGAAAAGUAAGAGACCUGAUCUCUUGCCGGAUACUUUACCGAAAUUAAAUGCAGCAAAAAGUACCCAAUCAAUACUGGAAAAAGAAAAUAUGCAUAUAAUUAAUUCAACAGAAAGCUUAAAUGAUAAGAAAAAUCUUUCUGAUAGCUCUCUCAAGAAGAGCUUCAGACGAUCGAAUGACAUUAUUGCUACCACAAAUAGUAAGGGAGACACUGUACCAAAGAGGCCGGACAAACUUAAUAUACAAAUGAACAUGAAUAAGAAACUGAAUGAAGAAAUCGAAGCUGUGAUUAAAAGCAAAGAAAAUUUUAACACUGAAAGUAUGGAAACUAUUAAAUUGGAAGAUGACUGUGUUAAGGUUUCUAUCGAGGAGGAAUCUGAAAAGGAUAAAGCUGGAAGCCCUUUUUAUGCGGAUCCCGUAGAUACUUUAAAGGAAGCUGCCUUGUUAGCACCAGUGCAACGACGUAAAUUAUUAAAAAUUGGUGUAAAUCUUUCUCAACGUUAUUCUGAACCACCAAAUCAAAACCAUCCCUACUAUCCGCUUCGUGAUAUGCAUAGCAUUGAAGAACUAUCCCCGUCAUCACCGAACACCUCUUCAUCCGUGGACAACCUGAUGUCUUUGCGGAGUAAACCAAAAAUGAAACCAGUGCAGCCACCGCGUGUCGCAACCAAGCCACCCUCAGGCAAGAACGACCAGACUUGGACCCUUGAUUCCAGUUGGGAGUUUAUAAACAAAAAUGACGAAUGUUUAAAUGAAAGUGGCACUUUCCCAUCACUGGCAGAACAGGAAUGCCGGCUAAGUGGGGUUGACGACGUAUCACAGCAUUUGACUGUACAUCAAAUCGUUGCUCUAAGAUUUCCUGAUUUACGCUUAAACUUAGAGCCAGCGACGUUACCCGAAGAAGUGAGAUCACCACCGCGAGCUUCAUGUUACGACAAUGUCCAUGACCUGCGACCUUUAUCUGAACAGGCUAGCGACGAUGGAACUGUUUUCUCUGAGCCUUGGGAUAGUUCACAGUGGGACGGUUUGAUACCACCCGCAAAUGGUCAAUUUUAUGACAAUGAGGAGCCAUAUGAAUGGGAGUCUCCACUUCCAAGGCGAGGAAUUGUUGUAGCGACAAGAGCUAAAAGUUUCAGAGACCGACUUGAUCCUCUUCUAGCUGCUGGCCGCGUUCGAGCAUUGCGCGGGGGACGGACGGUUCGCGGUGCGGGUGCAGCGCUUCGUGCGUACGCGCUACAUCUCGCUCAAGAUAAAAGCACCACUUUCGCCCAAAACAUAGACAACUUUAUUGCCUGUACUCUUGAUUCGAAGGAGACCUGCCCACAGGUGAUGAUGCGCAAUAUGAGGCAAUUCAUGUCUGGCAUGAAGAAUUAUCUCGUCAAACACGGAGAGAGGGAAUUUGAGAAAGAAGUGGAAAAAGAACGACUUAAACUCAAACCAACUGAGUUCCUGAACUUGGACGCGAUCCUAGAAGGCGUGAUGCACCGACUAGUGGUGCGACCUCUACGUUCACGAUUAUACACGUUGCUAGCCGCGUGGCAUUCCGCUGAUGUACGCAGGCUUCAUGCGGCGCUAGAACGCGCUCAACAUACUACUCCAUUACAACUUGGUGUAAAGGAAUCUACAAGGGUACCGUCACCAGCAGUAUUAGCUAUCAUAUCAAAGAACUUCCUGAAGAUGCAGGAGGCUGAUUCGCCAUUGGACAAGCUGGAGAAUCUUCUAGCAGCCAUUUCUGUAAUGUUUAAUGCUAUCCGCGGAGAACGGUCGGUGGGUGCAGAUGACCUACUGCCAGUGCUGGCGUACAGCGUGGCACGCUGUCGGCUCGUUUGUGCGGAGCUGGAAGCCGAACUUAUGGCGGGACUACUGCCUGCCGCGCUACUAGCUGGCGAAGGCGGCUACUACCUUACCGCACUUUUCUCCGCCGUAGCCGUACUCAAAAGAUUGGCGCCUGAACCGCAGCCCGAUAGUACUACUUCAUGGCGGCGCGGCUCGCUGGACGGCGGCGGCGCAGGGCGCGAGGCGUGCGCCGUGGCGGUGGUGCGCGUGGUGCUGCCCGACGAGUGCCGCGGCUCCAUCCGCCGCGUGCCCGUGCCGUGCCGCCCGGGCGCGCGCGCGCGGGACCUGUGCCGCGCGCUCGCACACGCCGCAGCCAUCACCAACCCUCAAGACUAUGCCCUGUUCGCCUUGCACGAUGGACACGAAACAAUGUUGAAUGAGAACGACUGCCCACAAGAAGUGAUGUCGGAGAAGAGCGGUCAGAACUUCACGCUCGCCUACCGCAGGAUAGACGCGAAGAUCGCAUGGCCACAGCAGGCCCUGCUUUCUUACCCGUAG